AUCUACUACACAGGGAAAUAUCAGAGCCUGGGCAUCAAGCAGGGUGGUCCAUCGGCAGGUAAAUGGGUGGAACUGCCCGUCACCAAGUCCCCUAAGAUCGUCCAGUUCUCGGUGGGCCACGACGGCUCGCACGCCCUGCUGGUGGCAGAGGAUGGCAGCGUGUUCUUCACUGGCUCCGCCAGCAAGGGAGAGGACGGAGAGUCCAGUAAGUAUGGAUGAGAACACACACCUAUACAGACGAGAACACGCGUAAAUUAGAACACACACAUCAAUAAGUCAGGAUAUAAGAUUCUGUAUCUUUUGGUAAGGAUUAGUUCCGGGAAUUGCCAGGGACCUCACGAUGCGAUAUUAUCACGAUACUUAGGUGCCGAUAACAAUAUGUAUUGCGAUUCUCAUGAUUCUAGAUGUUUUGCGAUUCGAUAUUGCGAUUUGAUGUUCCAAAUAUAUUGCUCACACGUGUCUGCUGCAGAGAGACAAGAGCGAGCCAUGAGAAAUUGAGUUUUGAUCAUUCAAGGCUCACUUUUUUAAAAGAAGAUGGAGAAAAAGCUAGUUUUGCAGCAGGCACAGCCGGAACAGCGCCGGAAGAAGAUGGCUGCCGUUUUACAGCCCUCUAACCAAUUGUACUAUUAUGUGUGUUUUUCCGCGUUAUUUGUAAUUUAUUUUGUACAUAAUGUUUCUGCCAUCGUCUCUUAUAACCAAAGAGAGCUUCUGGAUAUCAGGACAGCGAUUACUCACCUCGCGUUGGACGAAGACUUUUUCUUCAACGAGGCGUUCGCGAAGGAUAUUCUACAGACUCCCGACAAGGCCCAGAUCCCCGUCAUUCGCGUGAGGAAGAGACGGAGGUAUCGUGGGCGCAGAUCCGGGUGCCUUGUAAGGAUCCGACGGCGAACGAGUAAACUGCCUCUCCCAUCAAUCCUAUUAGCCAACGUUCAAGCUUUUGAGAAUAAAAUGGACGAUUUAAGAUUACGGUUAUCCUACCAACGGGACAUUAAAAACUGUAAUAUCUUAUGUUUCACGGAGUCGUGGCUGAACGACAACCAUGACAACAUUCAGCUAGCAGGCUAUACGCUACAUCGGCAGGACAGAACGGCAGACUCGGGUAAGACGAGGGGUGGCGGUCUCUGUAUAUUUGUAAACAACAGCUGGUGCACAAAAUCAAAUACUAAGGACGUCUCUAGGUUUUGCUCGCCUGAGGUAGAGUAUCUCAUGAUAAGCUGUAGACCACACUAUUUACCAAGAGAGUUUUCAUCUAUAUUUUUCAUAGCUGUCUAUUUACCACCACAAACCAAUGCUGGCAUUAAGAUUGCACUGAAUGAGUUGUACAAGGCCAUUAAUCAACAGGAAAAUGCUCAUCCAGAUGCAGCGCUCCUAGUAGCCGGGGACUUUAAUGCAGGGAAACUUAAAUCCGUUCUACCUCAUUUCUACCAGCAUGUUAAAUGUGCAACCAGAGGGGAAAAAACUCUAGACCACCUUUACUCCACACACAGAGACGCAUACAAAGCUCUCCCUCGCCCUCCAUUUGGCAAAUCUGACCAUAACUCUAUCCUCCUGAUUCCUGCUUAUAAGCAAAAACUGAAGCAGGAAGCACCAGUGAUUCGGCUAAUAAAAAAGUGGUCAGAUGACGCAGAUGCUAAGCUACAGGACUGUUUUGCUAGCACAGACUGGAACAUGUUCCGGGAUUCUUCAGACAGCAUUGAGGAGUACACCACAUCAGUCACUGGCUUCAUCAAUAAGUGCAUCGAUGAUGUCGUCCCCACAGUGACCGUACGUACAUACCCCAACCAGAAGCCAUGGAUUACAGGAAACAUCCGCACUGAGCUAAAGGGUAGAGCUGCCGCUUUCAAGGAACGGGACUCUAACCCGGACGCUUAUAAGAAAUCCCGCUAUGACCUCCGACGAACCAUCAAACAGGCAAAGAGUCAAUACAGGUCUAAGAUUGAAUCAUACUACACUGGCUCUGACGCUCGUCGGAUGUGGCAGGGCUUGAAAACUAUUACAGACUACAAAGGGAAGCACAGCCGCGAGCUGCCCAGUGACACAAGCCUACCAGACGAGCUAAACCACUUCUAUGCUCGCUUCGAGGCAAGCAACACUGAAGCAUGCAUGAGAGCACCAGCUGUUCCGGACGACUAUGUGAUCACGCUCUCCGUAGCCGAUGUGAGUAAGACUUUUAAGCAGGUCAACAUUCACAAGGCCGCAGGGCCAGACGGAUUACCAGGACGUGUACUCCGAGCAUGUGCUGACCAACUGGCAAGUGUCUUCACUGACAUUUUCAACAUGUCCCUGACUGAGUCUGUAAUACCAACAUGUUUCAAGCAGACCACCAUAGUCCCCGUGCCCAAGAACUCUAAGAUAACCUGCCUAAAUGACUACCGACCCGUAGCACUGACGUCUGUAGCCAUGAAGUGCUUUGAAAGACUGGUCAUGGCUCACAUCAACAGCAUAAUCCCAGAAACCCUGGACCCACUCCAAUUUGCAUACCGCCCCAACAGAUCCACAGAUGAUGCAAUCUCUAUCGCACUCCACACUGCCCUUUCCCACCUGGACAAGAGGAACACCUACGUGAGAAUGCUAUUCAUUGACUACAGCUCUGCAUUCAACACCAUAGUGCCCUCUAAGCUCAUCACUAAGCUAAGGAUCCUGGGACUAAACACCUCCCUCUGCAACUGGAUCCUGGACUUCCUGACGGGCCGCCCCCAGGUGGUAAGGGUAGGUAACAACACAUCUGCCACACUGAUCCUCAACACGGGGGCCCCUCAGGGGUGCGUGCUCAGUCCCCUCCUGUACUCUCUGUUCACCCAUGACUGCAUGGCCAGGCACGACUCCAACACCAUCAUUAAGUUUGCCGACGACACAACAGUGGUAGGCCUGAUCACCGACAACGAUGAGACAGCCUAUAGGGAGGAGGUCAGAGAUCUGGCCGUGUGGUGCCAGGACAACAACCUCUCCCUCAACGUGACCAAGACAAAGGAGAUGAUUGUGGACUACAGGAAAAAAAAGAGGACUGAGCACGCCCCCAUUCUCAUCGACGGGGCUGUAGUGGAACAGGUUGAGAGCUUCAAGUUCCUUGGUGUCCACAUCACCAACGAACUAUCAUGGUCCAAACACACCAAGACAGUCGUGAAGAGGGCACGACAAAGCCUAUUCCCCCUCAGGAGACUAAAAAGAUUUGGCAUGGGUCCUCAGAUCCUCAAAAAAUUCUACAGCUGCACCAUCGAGAGCAUCCUGACUGGUUGCAUCACCGCCUGGUAUGGCAACUGCUUGGCCUCUGACCGCAAGGCACUACAGAGGGUAGUGCGUACGGCCCAGUACAUCACUGGGGCAAAGCUCCCUGCCAUCCAGGACCUCUAUACCAGGCGGUGUCAGAGGAAGGCCCUCAAAAUUGUCAAAGACUCCAGCCACCCUAGUCAUAGACUGUUCUCUCUGCUACCGCACGGCAAGCGGUACCGGAGUGCCAAGUCUAGGUCCAAAAGACUUCUCAACAGCUUCUACCCCCAAGCCAUAAGACUCCUGAACAGCUAAUCAUGGCUACCCGGACUAUUUGCACUGCCCCCCCCACCCCACCCUUUUUACGCUGCUGCUACUCUGUUAAGUAUUUAUGCAUAGUCACUUUAACUCUACCCACAUGUACAUAUUACCUCAACUACCUCAACUAGCCGGUGCCCCCGCACAUUGACUAUGCAACGGUACCCCCCUGUAUAUAUAGCCUCCCUACUGUCACUUUAUUUUACUGUAUAUAUAGCCUCCCUACUGUCACUUUAUUUUACUUCUGCUCUUUUUUUUUUUUUUUUUUUUUUUUUUUUCAACACUUUUUUUGUUGUUGUUUUAUUCUUACUUUUUUUGUUUAAAAUAAAUGCACUGUUGGUUAAGGGCUGUAAGUAAGCAUUUCACAGUAAUGUCUGCACCUGUUGUAUUCGGCGCAUGUGACCAAUAAAAUUUGAUUUGAUUUGAUUUGAAAUUACUUGAAGUCAAAUGUUGAUAUAAAAUCGUCCAAAAAUAAUAUUGCGAUAUUUAACUGCUAUCUCCCACUACACCUGUGUUGUCUUGUGCGCCUCUUGCAUAGAGAUGAUUCUCUAAUGUUUUGUCUCUACUCUCCAGCCAAGAGCCGGCGCCAGCCGAAGCCCUACAAGCCCAAGAAGAUGAUGAAGCUGGAGACCAAGAUGGCGGUGAACACGGCCUGCAACAACGGCAGCAGCAGCAUCGUCACCAAGGACGGAGAGCUAUACAUGUUCGGCAAGGACGCCAUCUACAGCGACAGCACCUGUGAGUGGGAUAGAGACCGGGGAAAAGGGUACAUUUGGGUUGCGUUGGUUAGUGCAAAUGUACACAAAUGUUAAUUUGCGUUAGUGAUGCUGAUGAACUUGAGUGGGUCAGAGAGAGGGUUAAUCUGGGUAGUGUUCAUUCGUGCAAAUGUUUACGAAUGUUCACAAAUGAAAUAUUAGUCUGAAAUAUUACAACAUGGCUAUCAAAGAAAGCUUUUGAAAAGCCUUGUUGGUUUGAUAAUGGUCUUAUAUAGCCUGGAAAUUCUGACCGAAUUCAGCUCCGUUUAGUGAAACGUAGCAUGAUUCAGUCGGGGUAAGGUUAGGUCUUUUACAGUAGCUAUACAGUAUCAAUAUUUUCUCCUCUCUCUUGUGCCCCCUUCAGGCCAGGUGUCAGACCUGAAGGGUCACAUUGUAACGCAGGUAGCCAUGGGGAAGGCCCACACCUGUGUCCUGACAAAGAGUGGAGAGGUCUGGACAUUUGGGGUCAACAACAAGGGCCAGUGUGGCCGAGAAACAGGGGCCAUGAACCAGGCGGGGAAAGGUAACAUGCAUGACGGACACACAUAUGAGCAUACACGAGCACACAAAUUACCACACAACACAAACAUACUUUAAUAUACCGUAUGCACACCAAACACCUCUUUCUUUGCAUGUAUAUAUUGUGUAUUUUGCGUGUAUCACCCAUUCAUGUAAACAUAUCUUCUCUAACCCCUGUAGCAUUUGGCGUGGAGAGCAUGGCGACGGCCAUGGAUGAGGACCUGGAGGAUGAGCUGGAGGAGAAGGAGGAGAAGAGCAUGAUGUGCCAGCCGGGCAUGCACAAGUGGAAGCUGGACCAGUGCAUGGUGUGCACGGUGUGUGGAGACUGCACCGGCUAUGGAGCCAGCUGUGUCAGCAGUGGACGGCCCGACAGGGUACCCGGAGGGUAAGGAAACUUGACAAAGAGGCAGAUAUACAGACAUACACACACAUUCACUAGUUGCGUUAUCUUUGAUAAGAGAACGUACAUUUAUGGUUGGGUCUACGGGCGGCAGGUAGCCUAGCGGUUAAGAGCAUUGGCCCAGUAACUGAAAGGUUGUUGGUUCGAGCUCACUAGGUAAGAUAUCUGUCCAUGGCACUUAACCCAAAUGGCUCCUGUAAGUCGCUCUGCAUAACAGCCUCUGCUAAAUGACUAAAAUGUAAAUGUAAAAUGUAUGUUUUCAUGGUUGUUUUUUGGGCAAGUCUAUUUGCUAGUGCCUGGUGCUCUGUCUUUACAAAUCAGUAUUGUUGUGUCGGAAUGCUGAUCAGAUGAACUAAUAUUUGUGUCUGUAUGUGUUUUUGUGUGCUUUGGUUUGUCUUGUGUCUGGUGGAUGUCUUUUUUGUUUGUAUUGAUGUUUGUCUCUCUUGUCUGUGUGUGUCUAUUUGUGUAUUUUUGUCUGUUUGUGUUUCUCUCUCUCUCUCCCACUCAGUAUCUGUGGCUGUGGUUCGGGGGAGUCUGGCUGCUCAGCAUGUGGCUGCUGUAAAUCCUGUGCCAGGGAGCUGGAUGGACAGGAGGUCAGACAGAGGGGCAUCUUCGACGCUGUCAAGGAGAUGAUACCACUAGACCUACUACUAGGUACAACACACAAUAACAGUUGUUCAAUAUAUCUGCAUGCUCUGGUUUGGUGUACCCAUUCGCAAACUGUAUAGUAUACAGUGCCUUCAGAAAGUACUCAUACCUCUUGACUUAUUCCACAUUUUGUUGUUACAGCCUGAAUUCAAAAUUAAGUAGAUUUUUUUUCUCAACCCAUCUACACACAAUACCCCAUAAUAAAUGUUAGCUAAUUUAUACAUAAGUAUUCACACCCAUAUGUCAAUACAUGUUAGAAUCACCUUUGGCAGCGAUUACAGCUGUGAGUCUUUCUGUGUAAGGCUAUAAGAACUUUGCGGAUCUGGAUUGUACAAUAUUUGCCCAUUAUUCUUUUCAAAAUUCUUCAAGCUCUGUCAAAUUGGUUGUUGAUCAUUGCUAGACAACCAUUUUCAAGUCUUGCCAUAGAUUUUCAAGCAGAUUUAUGUAAAAACUAACUCGGCCACUCAGGAACAUUCACUGUCUUCUUGGUAAGCAGCUCCAGUAUAGAUUUGGCCUUGUGUUUUAGGUUAUUGUCCUGCUGAAAGGUCAAUUAAUCUCCCAAUGUCUGGUGGAAAGCAGACUGAACCAGGUUUUCCUCUUAUGAUUUUGCCUGUGCUUAGCUUCCAUUCAUUUUUUUUAUCCUGAAAAACUCCCCAGUCCUUAAUGAUUACAAUCAUACCCAUAACAUGAUGAAGCCACCACUAUAAUUGAAAAUGUGGAGAGCGGUACUCAGUAAUGUGUUGUAUUGGAUUUUCUCCAAACAUAACACUCUUUAUUCAGGACAAAAAGUGAAUAUUGCUUUGCUACAUUAUUUGCCAUCAUUAAGUUUACCGACGACACAACAGUGGUAGGCAUGAUCACCGACAACGAUGAGACAGCCUAUAGGGAGGAGGUCAGAGACCUGGCCGUGUGGUUCCAGGAUAACAACCUCUCCCUCAACGUGAUCAAGACAAAGGAGAUGAUUGUGGACUACACGCCCCUAUUCUCAUCGACGGGGCUGUAGUGGAACAGGUUGAGAGCUUCAAGUUCCUUGGUGUCCACAUCACCAACAAACUAUCAUAGUCCAAACACACCAAGACAAGUCGUGAAGUCGUGAAGAGGGCACAACAAAGCCUAUUCCCCCUCAGGAGACUGAAAAGAUUUGGCAAGGGUCCUCAGAUCCUCAAAAAGUUCUACAACUGUACCAUUGAGAGCAUCCUUACUGGUUGCAUCACUGCCUGGUAUGGCAACUGCUCGGCCUUCCGACCGCAAGGCACUACAGAGGGUAGUGCGUACGGCCCAGUACAUCACUGGGGCCAAGCUUCCUGCCAUCCAGGACCUCUAAACCAGGCGGUGUCAGAGGAAGGCCCAAAAAAUUGUCAGACUCCAGCCACCCUAGUCAUAGACUGUUCUCUCUGCUUCUGCAUGGCAAGCGGUACUGGAGCGCCAAGUCUAGGUCCAAAAGGCUUCUAAACAGCUUCUACCCCCCAAGCCAUAAGACUCCUGAACAGCUAAUCAUGGAUACCUGGACAAUUUGCGUUGCCCCCCACCCCACCUCAACCCCCUCUUUUACGCUGCUGCUACUCUGUUUAUAUUUAUGCAUAGUCACUUUAACUAUACCCACAUGUACAUAUUACCUCAAUUACCUCGACUAACCGGUUCCCCUUCACAUUGCCUCUGUACCGGUACCCCCUGUAUAUAGCCUCCCUACUGUUAUUUUAUUUUACUGCUGCUCUUUAAUUAUUUGCUAUUUUUAACUUAUCUAUUUUUUACUUAACACUUUUUUUAUUUUCUUAACUGCAUUGUUGGUUAAGGGCUUGUAAGCAUUUCACUGUAAUGUCUACAGCUGUUGUAUUUGGCGCAUGUGGCAAAUACAAUUUGAUUUGAUAAUUCCUGGAAGCUGGGUAAUGUCCCAGUUCUUCCAUGGCCUGCGUACUCACCAAACAUGUCACCCAUUGAGCAUAUUUGGGAUGCUCUGGAUUGAUGCGUACCACGGCGUGUUCCAGUUCCGCCUAUAUCCAGCAUCUUCGCCCAGCCAUUGAAGAGUGGCGCAACAUUCCACAGGCCACAAUCAACAGCCUGAUCAACUAUGCGAAGGAGAUGUGUCGCACUGCAUGAGGCAAGUGGUGGUCACACCAGAUACUGACUGGUUUUCUGAUCCACGCCCCUACUUUUUUUUUUAAAGGUAUCUGUGACCGAGAUAUACAUAUUUGUAUUCCCAGUCGUGAAAUCCAUAGAUUAGGGCCUAAUGCGUUUAUUUCAAUUGACUGAUUUCCUUAUAUGACAUUAUUAUGGGAUACUGUAUGUAGGCCAGUGACAACAAAUCUAAAUUUAAUCCAGUUUAAAUUCAGGCUGUAACACAACAAACUGUGGAAAAAGUCAAGGGGUGUGAAUACUUUCUGAAGGCACUCUGUCACAAGUUACAAGCCAUCGCUGUUUUCUGCUUCUUCUUUUAUUUCUCUUUUGUCUAUCAUUCCAUGUCAGCAUACUGCUUUACCAUAGCUACGUGUCUCAACCAGUGUUUUCCCUAGACCAGGCGUGGGCAAAAUAUGGCCUGUGGGCUGGAUGUGGCCCGCCAGCCAAAUAACAGCAUAGAACCGUGGUUACAUGAGUUACCUCUGUCUGCUAUUUGCGGUUAGGACAAACAGAGCGGUUUCUGUUUUCUUCCUACGAAUGACCCCCCCCAAAGAAUGUGCGGCACUCUGUUUAUUUUUGAAAUCCCGAUGUGGCCCUUGAGCCGCAAUUAUUGCCCACCCCUGCCCUAGACCAGCGAUUCUCAACUGGUGAGUUGGGUCAAAGGAAGUUUUGAAUGGGUUGCGGGUGUCUGAGUUAAAGAAUAUGUAUACCCCUGUCUAAACUUAACACUAGAACCGCCAUAGUCCAACGGCCUAAGAAAAUAUCAGCUCCCCAAAAAUGCUAUGUCCUGCGCCUUCCCUGACUUUUCCUAAAUGUUUGGAUUUUACACUGCUCAUUUGUCAGAAAUGUGAAAACACAAACAGAAAAGUUUUUAGAGCCUUUUUUCAAACCUAUUUCUAACUUAACCCACCAAGACAAUGUGCUGUAGGACGUUGGUACACAGCCAGGUGCUAAUGUGUCUCUCUCUUCUCACUGAAUGAAUGACAAAUGGAUGAAUUGGCUAUAAUUGUGCACCUUACUUCACAAUUGAAUUUAAAUUAGGCCUAACUGAAUGAUAAGGUAAAGAGGUUGAUUUAAUUUAGAUAGACAAUAGUGUAACGAUGAGUUUGUUAUGCCUAUUUAUCAGUGUUGGUGCUCAUGUUAAUAAUUUGACUGCGCGCCUUGGGGGUUGAGACCAUUCUUGACUGUUUUAUUUACUGUAACUCUAUUACUAAUCAAAUGUAAUGUAAGGGAAAUUAAAACAUGCUAUGUGUUGCAGUCAUCCAAGUUGAUGAGCGGGAAAAAAAUGAUGCCAGUUAGCCUGCACAACCGGCCCAUCGAAACUACACCUAAACUAUACAGAAACUAAUUUCACACAUAAUAAGAGUUAGCCUAUAGACAAGAUUAAAUUGACAAUCUGAUGAGUGACAAUAUUAAGCCUAUCAGUUGUCAAAUUGUACAUGAAGAAAUGGGCGCAUCUUGUAAUUUACAGAUGCAUCACUUGAUCAAAUCCUCCUUCAGAGUCACAUGCAGGUAAUACAUUUUGAUUUCUAUAAAGUAUCAGAAAGAGGACGUUCGGCAGUUUCUGUUGCACUUACCUUUGUCAAAUAACUCUCAUAAUUCAAGAGGUGUGCAGCUCUAUUUCCAAAUUUCACUUUUUCCAAGAAUAUCCAUGCUGUCCAUGCAUUCAGUACAUGACCACUCGCGCAGCAUCAUUGCUCUGGCUACUAAGCAAACACUAGUAACAUAAUAAACUUACAAUUUAAAUUAAUAUGCUAUUUAUUGAUGCAUUUCAUCCUUUCCAAUUGUUAUUACACUGGUGCUUUUGUUUAGGAAUACAGCAAAUAAUUUAUAUUAUUAUUAUCUUUUUCGUUUCUACUUUGUCAAAGGAAGCUGUAACUGGACUUUAUUCAUUACUAUAACUCUAUUACUAAUUCUACAAAUCAAGUUGAUCAAAUGGAUUACACUGUAAUGUUUAUUUUAAGGGAAACAAAAAUAGGCUAUAUGCCUAUGUUUUUUCUAGGAAUUUGUAGAAUUAUACAAAACAUCUUUGACUCUAUCUAAACAAAUAACUGUUCUUUUGUAUUUUUAUUGAUAUAUUUUCCAUGAAUAUUUCUUCAUGCAAUUCAUCUUUUACAAUAGAUUAUGCACUAUUUAUUAAGCAUUGGUGCUUAUGUUUGCACACCUUGUGGGUUGAUAAGGAUCUGAAGCAUAUGCUAAAGGGGGACGCCCGGCAACGUUCUCUAGCGGAUACUUGUAGGCUGAAAGGCCAGGCGGUUCUAGUGUUAAACGACUUAAUCCAGAAAGAAAGUGAUUCAAUAAUUUUAUCUCAGAAUUAAUUUUCUUCAGUAUAGUUAUUGGGUCGGCGACUGAGACAACCUGGUUCAAAUUUGGGUCCCGAGGCAAAACCAGUUGAGAAUCACUGCCGUAGACCAUCCUCCUUAGAUAUAUCCCAGAUCUGCUGUUUAGCCCAAACAUAAAUCAAAUCACAUUUUAUUUGUCACAUACACAUGCUCAGCAGAUGUUAUUGCGGGUGUAGCGAAAUGCUUGUGUUUCUAGCUCCAACAGUACAGUAUAUAGUGAGGGAAAAAGGUAUUUGAUCCCCUGCUGAUUUUGUACGUUUGCCCACUGACAAAGAAAUGAUCAGUCUACAAUUUUAAUGGUAGGUUUAUUUGAACAGUGAGAGACAGAAUAACAACAAAAAAAAUCCAGAAAUACGCAUUUCAAAAAUGUUAUACAUUGAUUUGCAUUUUAAUGAGGGAAUUAAGUAUUUGACCCCUUUGCAAAACAUGACUUAGUACUUGGUGGCAAUCACAGAGGUCAGAUGUUUCUUGUAGUUGGCCACCAGGUUUGCACACAUCUCAGGAGGGAUUUUGUCCCACUCCUCUUUGCAGAUCUUCUCCAAGUCAUUAAGGUUUCGAGGCUGACGUUUGGCAACUCGAACCUUCAGCUCCCUCCACAUAUUUUCUAUGGGAUUAAGGUCUGGAGACUGGUAGGCCACUCCAGGACCUUACAUUUUACAUUUUAGUCAUUUAGCAGACGCUCUUAUCCAGAGCGACUUACAGGAGCAAUUAGGGUUAAGUGCCUUGCUCAAGGGCACAUUUACGUCAUUUAGCAGACGCUCUUAUCCAGAGCGACUUACAAAUUGGUGCAUUCACCCUAUAGCCAGUGGGAUAACCACUUUACACUUUUUUUUUGGAAAGCACCUUAAUGUGCUUCUUCUUGAGGCACUCCUUUGUUGCCUUGGCCGUGUGUUUUGAGUCAUUGUCAUGCUGGAAUACCCAUCCACGACCCAUUUUCAAUGUCCUGGCUGAGGGAAGGAGGUUCUCACCCAAGAUUUGACGGUGAAGUUGUCCUGUCCCCUUAGCAGAAAUGUUUCUGCAUAAUGUUUCCACCUCCAUGUUCGAUGGUGGGGAUGGUGUUCUUGGGGUCAUAGGCAGCAUUCCUCCUCCAAAUACGGCGAGUUGAGUUGAUUCCAAAGUGCUCCAUUUUGGUCUCAUCUGAACACAACACUUUCACCGAGUUCUCCUCUGAAUCAUUCAGAUGUUCAUUGGUAAACUUCAGACGGGCCUGUAUGUGCUUUCUUGAGCAGGGGGAUCUUGCGGGCGCUGCAGGAUUUCAGUCCUUCACGACAUAGUGUGUUACCAAUUGUUUUCUUGGUGACUAUGGUCCCAGCUGCCUUGAGAUCAUUGAAAAGAUCCUCCCGUGUAGUUCUGGGCUCAUUCCUCACCGUUUUCAUGAUCAUUGCAACUCCACGAGGUGAGAUCUUGCAUGGAGCCCCAGGCUGAGGGAGAUUGACAGUUAUUUUGUGUUUCUUCCAUUUGCGAAUAAUCGCACCAACUGUUGUCACCUUCUCCACAAGCUGCUUGGCGAUGGUCUUGUAGCCCAUUCCAGCCUUGUGUAGGUCUACAAUCUUGUCCCUGACAUCCUUGGAGAGCUCUUUGGUCUUGGCCAUGGUGGAGAGUUUGGAAUCUGAUUGAUUGAUUGCUUCUGUGGACAGGUCUUUUUAUACAGGUAACAAACUGAGAUUAGGAGCACUCCCUUUAAGAGUGUGCUCCUAAUCUCAGCUCGUUACUUGUAUAAAAGACACCUGGGAGCCAGAAAUCUUUCUGAUUGAGAGGGGGUCAAAUAUUAUUUCCCUCAUUAAAAUGCAAAUCAAUUUAUAACAUUUUUGACAUGCGUUUUUCUGGAUUUUUUGGUUGUUAUUCUGUCUCUGACUGUUCAAAUAAACCUACCAUUAAAAUUAUAGACUGAUCAUUUCUUUGUCAGUGGGCAAACGUACUAAAUCAGCAGGGGAUCAAAUACUUUUUUCCCUCACUGUAUCUAACAAUUCACAACAAUACACACAACCUAAAAGUAAAGUAAUGGAAUUAAGGAAUAAAUAUUAUAAAUAUUAUGAUGAGCAAUGUCGGUAUAGACUAAAAUACAGUAGAGAAUACAGUAUAUAAACCCUUUUUCAGGACCCUCUUUCAAAGAUAAUUCGUAAAAAUCCAAAUAACUUCACCGACCUUCAUUGUAAAGGGUUUAAACACUGUUUCCCAUGCUUGUUCAAUGAACCAUAAACAAUUAAUGAACAUGCACCUGUAGAACGGUCGUUAAGACACUAACAACUACAGACGGAAGGCAAUUAAGGUCACAGUUAUGAAAACUUAGGACACUAAAGAGGCCUUUCUACUGACUCUGAAAAACACCAAAAGAAAGAUGCCCAGGGUCCCUGCUCAUCUGCGUGAACGUGCUUUAGGCAUGCUGCAAGGAGGCAUGAGGACUGCAGACGUGGCCAGGGCAAUAAAUUGCAAUGUCUGUACUGUGAGACGCCUAAGACAGCGCUACAGGGAGACAGGACGGACAGCUGAUCGUCCUCGCAGUGGCAGACCACGUGUAACAACACCUGCACAGGAUCGGUACAUCCGAACAUCACACCUGCGGGACCGGUACAGGAUGGCAACAACAACUGCCCAACUUCCCGAGUUACACCAGGAACGCACAAUCCCUCCAUCAGUGCUCAGACUGUCCGCAAUAGGCUGAGAGAGGCUGGACUGAGGGCUUGUAGACCUGUUGUAAGGCAGAUCCUCACCAGACAUCACUGGCAACAACGUCGCCUAUGGGCACAAACCCACCGUCGCUGGACCAGACAGGACUGGCAAAAAAAUGACAACGCCACCAGCCAUACUGCUCAUUCUGUGCAUGAUUUCCUGCAAGACAGGAAUGUCAGUGUUCUGCCAUGGCCAGCGAAGAGCCCGGAUCUGAAUACCAUUGAGCAUGUCUGGGACCUGUUGGAUCGGAGGGUGAGGGCUAGGGCCAUUCCCCCCAGAAAUGUCCGGGAACUUGCAGGUGCCUUGGUUGAAGAGUGGGGUAACAUCUCACAGCAAGAACUGGCAAAUCUGGUGCAGUCCAUGAGGUGGAGAUGCACUGCAGUACUUAAUGCAGCUGGUGGCCACACCAGAUACUGUUACUUUUGUCAAUUUCUGUUAGUCACAUGUCUGUGAAACUUGUUCAGUUUAUAUCUGAUGUUGGAUCUUGUUAUGUUCAUACAAAUAUUUACAUGUUAAGUUUGCUGAAAAUAAACGCAGUUGACAGUCAGAGGAUGUUUCUUUUUUUGCUGAGUUUACAUAUGAGAUGAGUAAUGCUAAAAUAUCUAAACAUUGUUAGAGUGACUUAAGGUGCAGGGUUACGUAACCGGGUGGAAGCUGCCCUAGUAAUGGCUAUUUAACAGUCUGAUGGCCUUGAAAUAGAAGCUGUUUUUCAGUCUCUCGGUCGCAGCUUUGAUGCAGCUUUGAUGCACCUGUACUGACCUCGCCUUCUGGAUGAUAGCGGGGUGAACAGGCAGUGGCUCAGGUGGUUGUUGUCCUUGAUGAUGUUUUUGGCCUUCCUGUGACAUCGGGUCCUGGAUGGCAGGUAGUUUGCCCCCUGGGAUGCGUUGGGCAGACCACACCACCCUCUGGAGAGCCCUGCGGUUGCGGGCGGUGCAGUUGCCGUACCAGGUGGUGAUAUAGCCCGACAGGAUGCUCUCAAUUGUGCAUCUGUAAAAGUUUGUGAGGGUUUUAGGUGCCAAGGUACAUUUCUUCAUACACAUACACACACAGGUCUGGGAUCAGGCCAGGGCGUCUCGCUCAAGUAAUAGUAGAAGAAACACUGGGCUCUCAGCAUAAAGCUGCUUUUGCAUUAAUAUGAUAUAGCUAGCUAGUAGCACGUCUGUCUUGUUUGUCUUCAUGCAAAGCUCAACAUAGAAGCUGCCCCUUAGACACAGAUCUAGGAUUAGGGGGGUGAAACUGUGGCCUUGGAAUUCAAACUGAAUCUCGCUAUAUUACACUAUUGUUUCACUUCACCAAUCCAGUCUUCCAUUUCCUUCAUUUAAUCCGUUUGUACUCUUGUCUGAAAUGAGGGGUUUUGUAUGACAUUUAUUUGUAUGUGGAUCACACCAUCAGACCAACCAGCUCAUCAUUUCUGAGAGGAUUUUUUUACCAGGCCAAUUGCCUCUAUUGGAGGAUGCCAGACUUAAUUAGUAAUGUGAAACAAUUUAGCGUGAUUUAGUUAGGAUGUCGAGGAUAAUGAAAUGGUAAACUGACCUCAUGUCAGUUUCAAGGCAAGGGGUUUACGUCAUUCUAUCCUAUGUGAAGAUGCAUCGCUUCUCCAUGUCGUCUCCUCCCUCCAUCAUUCAUCCACGUUGUGUGUUGUCUCUGUCUCUCCUCCUCCACCUGGUUCUCUCUCUCCCCUGGGGCGGUGUGUGUUUCAGCUGUGCCUGUCCCCCCCCCCCCAGGAGUCAACAUCGAGGAGCACAUCCAGAUCCGGCAGGAGGAGAAACGUCAGCGGAUCAACCGCCGACACCGGCUGGAGGAGGGACGAGGUACGGGUAAGGAGUCGAUAGGGGUUAGGGGAUAGGGGAUAGGGGAGGCUUUGUGUUUGGGAAGGAGAAAAGGAUGGAGCAGGGACGAAAUAUGGGAUAAGGGGGGAUGGGGCCGAAGGGGUAGGGAAUAAGGGAUAGGAGAUAAGGGGAUAGUGGAGGGUGUUUGGGGAAGAGGAAAGGCAAAACAUCAACGACCUAGGAGGGGAUAGUAAGUAGGGGAUAGGGAUUAGUGACUAGGGGAGGGUGGGUGUUGUUUGGUGCAGUGACCUGAUUGGUAUGACAGCUGGUUUUUGUGUGUUGUGCUAUUAUUGUUGUGCUUCAGUGUGACCAUUGUGUAUCUCUCCCAAUCUGUGACCCUGCUGUGUCCAUGCAUGUGAAAGUUUAUUUCUCCCUCCCAGGCCCCCUUGUUUUCCCUGGUCCCAUAUUAAUGAACCAGCGUGAGCAGGCCCUAGCCAGACUCAGACCCCUAAGGCAUAAGCGGGACAAGCACACA
This is a messenger RNA of Coregonus sp. 'balchen', 15278 nucleotides long. NCBI's taxonomy places the organism in Eukaryota, Metazoa, Chordata, Actinopteri, Salmoniformes, Salmonidae. The record is from the annotation of a GenBank genome assembly.